Messenger RNA from Platichthys flesus (European flounder), 1680 nucleotides. RefSeq names its product ankyrin repeat domain 34Bb (gene ankrd34bb). Gene Ontology annotation, molecular function: protein binding. The transcript is spliced from 2 exons. The record is from RefSeq and is a predicted model, not a curated record. NCBI's taxonomy places the organism in Eukaryota, Metazoa, Chordata, Actinopteri, Pleuronectiformes, Pleuronectidae. Bases 1 to 1680 code for a protein of 559 amino acids.
AUGGAGUCAUCAGAGGUUCGAACAGAUGGCAAUUCUCUGCUAAAAGCAGUGUGUCUGAGUCGUCUGCGUCUGACUCGGCUCCUCUUGGAAGGCGGGGCCUACAUUAAUGAGAGUAACGAACAUGGAGAGACACCGCUUAUGGUAGCCUGCAAGACACGUCACACAGAUUCCCAGAGUGUACCCAAACACAAGAUGGUUUUGUAUCUUUUGGAAAGUGGAGCUGAUCCAAACAUCCAAGACAAGACAGGGAAAACGGCUCUGAUGCACGCAUGCCUCGAACAAGCUGGAGCUGAAAUCCUUUCACUUCUUCUGAGCAGUGGAGCUGAUCCAACCCUGGAGGAUCACACAGGAUUAUCAGCAUUGGUUUAUGCAGUCAAUUCAGGAAACAGGGAAGUCCUCAGGGUCCUCCUGGAUGCCUGCAAGGUGAAGGGUAAAGAAGUUAUCAUCAUCACUACCAACAAACUGCCAUCUGGCCAUCAGGUGACUAAACAGUACCUCAAUGUUCCUCCAUCUCCUGACCUCGAGGAGCGUCUUCAUUACACUCCACCUUGUUGCAUGUCUGCACACGAGGUCCAGCUGCAAACUUCUCCACAGGGUUCCUCAGUGGGUGCUUCCCCUUUUCUUGGCCACAGGGAUUCCCACUGUUUAUGCUCAGGGCCCGGCAUAGUCAUAUCUCAACCAGGUUCUCCAAUACAACGUCCUAGUCCUUUAUGUGUUCCUACAGUGGAUAAGCGACUUAAUCUCCACAGACUACACUCGGAGCCUCGGACCAAAAGUCCUUCCCUGCUGCUACAGCAGAGCCAGACCUGCUCCCUGACGGAGGAGCCAGUGGAAGUUACAGCUGAGGAGGACUGGUCUCUCAGAUUCACAAGCUUUGCUAUCCAUGGAAGACCACUUGCUGUAUCACGCCACCACAGUAUCGAUGUCAAAGACACAAUAGGGCUACUGAAAGCACAAGAGAACAUGCCAGGACAUGACAAUAGGGGAGGAGGUGGAAGAAGAGGCUUUGGUAGAAAGAUGUCAUAUGACAGUGCUUCAAGUUCACUGUAUUUUACUUCACACCCAAACCUGCAUCAGGACAGUGUCCCCUUUCUUCAUGAAUCCAGUCCUGUGGAUGAAGAUUCCUCACUCUGUCUUAGACAACUGAAUAUUUCAAGUCUAAAAAAUGUGGUCCGUCGGCGGAACAUUGGCAUGAACCACUACAGUUCAGACUCUCAGUUACCACAAUUUGGCAGCAGAGAAAAUAGCACCAAGAACAGUGGUGGAGCUGGAGUGGGAUCAGGAAGGCACAAGCUAGUAAACAGCAGGUCCUCCACUCUCUCAGGAUCCAGGGAGUCCUUGGAGAGCUCCGCCCAGAGACGAGACACAGCCAGGCUUGAGCGUAGAGGCUCAGGGACUUAUCUUCUGGAUCAUAUUGCCCACACUCGCCCUGGAUACCUUCCUCCCCUGAAUCCCCAUGCUCCCAUACCUGAUAUCGGGGUGAGCUCUAGCACUUCCCACCCUUUGAGUGGAAGUAGUAAGACGCUGAAUGGUGUAAAUACAGGGUCAAAGCCUAUUCUUCCAUGUGCACCUGGUUUUCCAAGGAAUCUAAAAGGCAAGAAAAUGAUGUGGAGACGCCACUCAAUGCAGAGUGAGCAGAUAAAUCAGCUGGUCGACUUUGAGGAAACUGUUGGCCACUAG